This is a messenger RNA of Silurus meridionalis, 2550 nucleotides long. RefSeq names its product paired box 7a (gene pax7a). Gene Ontology annotation, molecular function: DNA-binding transcription factor activity, RNA polymerase II-specific; RNA polymerase II cis-regulatory region sequence-specific DNA binding. NCBI's taxonomy places the organism in Eukaryota, Metazoa, Chordata, Actinopteri, Siluriformes, Siluridae. Gene Ontology annotation, biological process: anatomical structure development; regulation of transcription by RNA polymerase II. The record is from RefSeq and is a predicted model, not a curated record. Bases 907 to 2391 code for a protein of 494 amino acids. The transcript has 9 exons.
UCAUAUCAGUUUAUUUAUCAUUUGUUUUCACGCAGGAUAUCACAGGAAAUCACCAGCUCUGCAGUUUAACCUGUAUAUAUUUAUAAUCACAAGAUCAUACAGUGUGGAUGGAUCUAUAACAUAAGGAAUAUAUUUUGUAUUUUGUAACAUAAAUAUCUGAGGCAAAAUGUCUUAAAUAUAGUGAAAGAAUGUUAAAGCACAUCAUAAAUAUACAAAACAAAUAAUAAAAAAAAUAAUUGUGCUUUAAAAAAAAAAAAAUUAUAUAAAGAUGGAUUCGCUUGCAUAUACUGCCCUCUAGUGACAGAACAAUGGAUAGCGUGAUAGAAAUGCUUUAUUGACAUUCAUAUAAGAGCGAUCUGACAAUGUUCAGAUAACACGUAAUAAAAUAAAAGUAAAAAUAGUUAGGAAUUAGUUUUUAAUAUGUGCUUUCCUUCUCUUACACUCUAAGGGCUCUAUGUAUUUUUUCAGCCAUAUUCGGUUCUUCUUCAAACUCUUGAAUGUGGUAGCAUGAAAAUUUCCCUUUACUUGAACUAGGAGAACCAGCAAGACAAUGAUCCUGUGCACAAAGCCAGCUUCAUGAAGAUAUGCUAUACAUGGAGCUUUUGUCACUCUUCCCAGAAAAGUGGAGGUUAUUCUAACAGCAAUCACAGUCCAGAAUUCAACUAAACUAAAAUUUUCCGGAAAAUCCAUCUUAUGUUGAAAGUAAUAACUGGUUUUCAGGCCGCUUGUAUCUGAGGACAAGUGAUUUAUCAAUUAAAGACACCUGUGAGGACCUAAUUAGAGCUGCAGGGGGUUUUCUAUGUGAGUAGAUCUAGCUAACACACAGCUGGCUGUUUAGGAGCAAACAGUGACAGUUUCUUCAGUACCUUUUUAGAUAUAAAAAAAAAAGAAAAGAAUGAAAAAUCCAUGCAGCAGCAAUGUAAACAAGAUCCUGUUCACCACAUCCAUCCAGUGUCCACCCCGCUGGGUCAGGGUCGGGUGAACCAGCUCGGCGGCGUGUUCAUCAACGGGAGGCCUUUACCGAACCACAUCCGACACAAGAUCGUGGAGAUGGCCCACCAUGGCAUCCGACCCUGCGUCAUCUCCCGUCAGCUGCGGGUUUCCCACGGCUGCGUCUCCAAAAUCCUCUGCCGCUACCAGGAGACGGGGUCCAUCCGACCAGGGGCCAUAGGGGGGAGCAAACCCAGGCAGGUGGCAACGCCUGACGUGGAGAAGAGGAUCGAGGAAUACAAGCGGGAGAACCCGGGCAUGUUCAGCUGGGAGAUCCGGGACAAACUGCUGAAGGACGGAGUGUGUGACAGAAGCACGGUUCCUUCAGGUGAGGCCUCAUCUGUCAGUUCCAUCAGCCGCGUUCUGAGAGCACGAUUCGGAAAGAAGGACGAUGACGAUGAUUGUGACAAGAAGGAUGAAGAUGGAGAAAAGAAAACGAAGCACAGCAUCGACGGCAUUCUGGGAGACAGGGGUCAUCGCACAGACGAGGGUUCGGAUGUGGAGUCGGAGCCGGACCUGCCUCUGAAGAGGAAACAGAGACGCAGUCGCACCACGUUUACCGCCGAGCAGCUGGAGGAGCUGGAGAAAGCCUUCGAGAGGACACACUACCCUGAUAUCUACACCCGAGAGGAGCUCGCACAGAGAACCAAACUCACUGAGGCUCGAGUACAGGUGUGGUUUAGUAACCGAAGAGCCAGAUGGCGCAAACAAGCAGGAGCCAAUCAGCUUGCAGCGUUUAAUCACCUGUUACCUGGAGGGUUUCCUCCUACCGGAAUGCCCACCCUACCAGCCUAUCAGCUUCCUGAGACCACCUAUCCUAGCACCACCCUCUCACAGGAUGGAAGUAGCACACUGCAUCGACCCCAGCCGCUCCCACCCUCCUCCAUGCACCAGGGGGGGCUCUCAGCCGACACUGGCUCCGCCUACGGCCUCUCGUCUAAUCGCCACACCUUCUCCAGCUACUCGGACACCUUCAUGACUCCCUCAGCUCCGAGCAACCACAUGAACCCGGUCAGCAACGGGCUUUCCCCUCAGGUGAUGAGCAUCCUGAGCAACCCGAACGGCGUGCCCUCUCAGUCGCAGCACGACUUCUCCAUCUCGCCGCUCCACGGCAGCCUGGACGCCUCCGGCUCCAUCUCAGCCAGCUGCAGCCAGCGCUCCGACACCAUCAAGAGCGUGGAGAGUCUGGCCUCGUCCCAAUCCUACUGCCCUCCCACUUACAGCGCCACCGGCUACAGCGUGGACCCCGUCACGGCCGGUUACCAGUACAGCCAGUACGGCCAGAGUGCAGUGGACUACCUGGCUAAAAACGUCAGUCUGUCCACCCAGAGGAGGAUGAAGCUGGGAGAUCACUCUGCUGUACUCGGGCUGCUGCAGGUGGAGACGGGACAGGCCUACUGAUUCACACACACACACACACACACACACACACACACACACACACACAUACACACACCCACAGGUGUGUGAGACUUACAGCCUGAUGUUCCUGAUGUGUAAAGAAGCCGAUGAGGCUUUACUUCUGUAUAUUAUCCUCUAUGAAGUCCAACAUCCUGAAAA